CUGAAGGCUUUCUCCACACACACAGACAACAGCCUUUCUAUAAGCACCCAGCACAAGAUACCUUAAGAAUCAACCAACAGUGUCAACCCCACCCCAACAAACAAACUUACAGUCACAAUGUUCGUGCGAUCUCUUCUCCGAACCACUACCACCACAAUGCCUUCCGCGAGGAGCAUGGUCACUCGCAAUGCUUCCACCUAUGUCCCGCGCCCCGAGCCUAUGGGUCCUUUCCGACAGUUCUUCCAUGACAAGCCUGUCCCCGUUGAUGCCUACCCCCUUAUUGCGAUCGUUGUCGUCAUGUGUUCCGGUGCCACUUAUAUGCUCACCAAGCACAUCAAAGAAGACCGAGAUCACCUUCGGUGGCUUCCCAAGCACGGCGGUGUCAAGUUUGAGAUUCCCCGAGAGUAAUGAUGAUAGAUCCUCAGAGAGACUUUCUUCUCAAAAACAAGGACAACAUAGGAAGUUUAGUAGUCAUUAUAAUAACCGGUUUACUCACUCGCCUGUUUCGGACGGUCUUUCAGGCGACGUUGAUAUUGUAGGACUUUUGUAUAGUGUACAUGAUAUGACAUAACGUCAGGCGUUUUUCCACAAAUCUCUCUGGUUACGUCCA
Messenger RNA from Cryptococcus deneoformans JEC21, 610 nucleotides. RefSeq names its product expressed protein. The record is from RefSeq and is a predicted model, not a curated record. The transcript has 3 exons. The coding region runs from base 118 to 408 and encodes 96 amino acids. NCBI's taxonomy places the organism in Eukaryota, Fungi, Basidiomycota, Tremellomycetes, Tremellales, Cryptococcaceae.